AUGGACAAGACCAAGGCCCUUCAACUUGUACUCCUUCGAUGUCUUACAAAUGACGCCGUCGAUUUUCACACGGACGGCGACGACCUCAUACUGGAAAUCUCUGAGGAGACUGUCGUAAUUCACUUUCAUCUCGUUCCGGAACCCAAACCUCUGCAGCACGACUACUUGAGCUUUGCGCGACCCGUCGGCGCGAGUGCUAAGUAUUUUAUCUUUACUAACUGCCCGGUAGAUCAGCUUAAUUUUAAGGAGCGCGCGAACGACAAAUUCGGUUUUCUCAACCUGACGAAUUUACGCGAGCUCGCGACCGAGCAGUUAUACGUCGAUCGGAUUCCUUUCGACUUCAACCCGAGUAUUACCGAAGCUCUGCAAGAGUUCACUAGUCAACGCGGUAUAAGUCGUUUCUUCUCCCAGUUGAUACUAAAUCGAUUUCAUUCGUACUUAAAACUGGCCCGAAGCUUUACGCGGAGUGAUAUUAAAUUAGCUUUACUAGAAUUAUUCGUCGCUGGGUAUAAGGUGGAUUUGUUCUACGACACGCGGAUCAGUUACAGCGAGCUUUGGGCGGAUAUCACUCGCGAUUCGCCUUUGAUUGCGGUCGAGUCCGAGUAUGCUAGCGAGACGUUUUUGAAGUCGCACACCGCGGGAGUCAUCGCUAGGUUUGGAGAUUCGUCCGAGAUCGCCUAUCGCAACCUGUGGGUGUCGGGGGAGGUGGCGCUCUUAUUAUCGGCGCCCAGCUCGAAGGACUAUCUGAAUGUUGUCAACAUUCUGAAGGCGUUUUCGGCCGGUGUGAAAGUGACGGUGUUGACCGUUUCCGGCCACGAGACCUUGUUGUGCUUGAACGAGGAGCAGUCGAGCCGGUUACUGCAAUGCGAGGCCAAUUUGCAAGGGAAGUCGACGUUUCGGCUCGGGGAGUUCGUGAACGAGCUGGCAUCGUUGAAGGCCAGCGAUGCCAUUCGGGUGAUCACCAACAAUUUAAUCGUCGAUUAUUGCUACAAGAAGCCGCCGGAGUAUUUCAUCGAGAGAUCCUAUGCCAAGGUGAUUAUCAGGCUCGAUGCCGUCGCCAGUUUGGUGGAGGAGACCUUCAUCGUGGAAGACCAGGUGAACGGUGUCAAUGUCUCACUGGGCACUGUGGACGGUUUGUCGAAUUUGGUAAUUGUAAAAGAGAGACCGGUGGAUGCGUUAAUAGGAGCGAGAGAGACUGGUCGCCCCGUUCACCUUCUGGUGUCGUGUGGUGAGAACUGGCUCGAGUGGAGGAGUUCUUGGGGGUCUACUGAUGGUAUUAAAAAAUUUGAUAUAUCGCAAGAGUUGAGGUUGGAAGGAGAUGUUGCGGAGUUGAUACGGGACCGCGAAUGCAAGGUACGACUGUUGACCAUGAAGGCCUCGAUGGGUAAGACGGCGAUUUUGGAUCAUUUGGCACUUUCCAUUACAAAUCGAUGGGUUCUUGUGGUAGAUUUAAACAGGUACCUCUCCGAAGACUGUCGCAAAGUUGACCUGGUGGAUUUGUACCGGUUUUGCACGCAGGACAGCUCCGAAUUGGCGCAGCUUUUGUUUGAGAAAUUCGCCGACGCGAAGAACGUAGAGGUGCUCUUAGACAAUUACGAUCAGGCGGCUUUGAAUCAUUCAGACAAAGCGCUCGAGUUGCUUACGUCUUUGCAACAGAAGAACGUGGGCUUUUGGAUAAUAGCGAGUGGUAAAAAUGCUGGGAGAUUGGAGAAGCAGCUCGCUACGAUUGCGAUACCGCUGAAUGCAUUUAACGUACGAAAUUCACGCGAUUUUCUCGUAAGAUACUUCGACCAGCUUGCGGGGUCGCAGAAGGCCGAUGUGAACACGUUCGUUGAGACGCUGUUGCGUAUGCUUCAGAGGGAGAUCGACGCCUUUCUCGAUUCUCCCUUGUACCUAACCCUCAUCGCCAACAUUUACAUGGACGACUUCAAGCACUUUGUUUUGACUGGUGGGUUGAGGCUCGAAGAUAACUUUCAGUUGAUCAACUUUUUGGAAACCUUCGUCGCAGCGUACGUCAACUACUUGACAGACAAAUACGAUCUUUGUGACAACAAAUUUUUCUCGCAUCGUCUUCCGUUAUUGGCCCUACGCUCUGUCUUCGACCCAAGCGAUUUAUUGUACUACUUGAAGGAGGAUGCACUGGCUGAAUUUGCUAAGGAAGGGAUUGUCGAGUGCGAAUUGCCUCAUGCGAUUAUGGCCCAGUUUUUGUCUGCGAAGUGGAUGUACGAGAAUUUAUCGAGCAGGCGCAUUUUGGUCAGGGCUUUAAAUAGAAGGCGCUUUUCCGAUUUGGAUCGCUAUCGAGCAACCUUCACCAUGUUCGAUCUUCUGUUAGCUAAAGAUCUUCCGUUGCACACUACGCUCAUCCGAAGCAAACUGAAAUACGUCCCGGCCGAAAACAGCGAUUUUAGUGCAACUGAUUUAGGGGGACGAAAUGCGGUGCACAUGGCCGCACUGUACGGUGUGUGCCAUCCCAGAACGAACAUCGUGCGCGGCGUCGAUCUCAACGACCAACUGGUCACUAUCGUUACGAUAUCCGAUCCGAGUGUAAUCGAGGCGGAUGAUACGCUGUUGGGGUAUUCCGCUUUGGAUUACGCCCUAAGCAGUGGGUGCCUGGCCGUUGCCAACGCCAUAUGCGAAAAGUCCCCGCAAUUGGUCGGACGGAUUCACAUGGUCCCUACGCAGGUCGAAAGUUACAUCGCGUACUGCGUUCAAAUUGAACACUACGCGCACCUGUACAAAUCCUUGCUUAAGUACUUGAUUUGGCACAAAGUUGCGACCAGUCAACUGAGAGAAAACAUGGAAGCUUAUUCGUUCUCAUCUGAACUGCAACUGGACGAGCUGACCCAGCAGACUGUCGAGACCUACAUCCAGGGUUUAGAAGUUAGGUUAAUGAACCAUCUCAUGGAGAAGCUGAAGUUGAAAAAAGAGAACUCGCAGUAUUUCACCAACCUGCACCUGGCCGCCGCCUACGGAUCCAAACAAAACAUACUCGACCUGUUGAAAGAGGGCGCUAAGAUCAACAACCUUGGCAGUCGAUCGAACACGCCGCUUCAUGCCGCAGUAAAUCACAACCGAGCGGACAACGUCGGCGCUCUUCUUGGGGCCAGGGCAAAGAUUAAUGUGAUCGACCCCUUCGGAAACACAGCUUUACACCUGGCGUGCACGAGGCGUAAUCCCCAAAUGGUCACGAAACUCGUGCGACGAGGCACCGACAUCAGCAUACAAAACGACGCAGGCGACACUCCGUUUCACCACGCGCUGAAGCACAGCUGCGAGCCGAGCGCCGAACUGUUUCUUCCCGACAAAUACUACUCACUCUUCUUCUCGUCCCAGACCAGCAUAUCGCGCGAUCACUGUCUGGACGUUGACUUACAAAACAAGAAUGGCGACACGCCUCUGCUGCUCGCCUUGAAGCACGACUGCGGCGGAAUCGUGCGCGAGCUCUUGGAGUACCACGCCGACGUCAACGCGAUCAACCAGUCCGGCAAUUCGUGUCUGCAUUACGCCGCAGAGGUCGAUGACUACAAGACCGCCUUAGAACUGAUCUACUAUCGCGUCAACCUCAACGGCGUUAACAGCGAAGGCCAAACUCCUCUGCUGAUCGCGCUCAAGUCUCUCCACGUGCGCAUCGCCAGGCUUCUGCUUUCGAAAGGCGCCCACGUUGACGGUUGCGACAGCUUGGGAAUGACUUGUCUGCAUUACGCUGCCAAAACCGGCCUCAUGGAUCUGGUCGAGGUCAUUUUGGAUAGGGGAGUCGAAAUUAAUCGACGAAGUAACGAGGGUGAGACUCCGUUGAGUCUCGCGCUGUCGCGAAAGAGUGUCGAUAUCGUGCUGCUAUUGUUGAGGAGGGGCGCUGAUCCGAACAUUCCCGAUGGUAACGGCUGCAACGGAUUGCAUCGCGCCAUCGAGUCGAAGCUAACGAGCGUGGUUACGGCGUUGCUGGAGCACGGGUGCGACAUGGACCACCGAGAUUAUGAGGGCGAAGCCCCGUUGUUUACGGCGUUGCGUCUUGAUGCAGUCAGUAUCGUCAAGCUGUUGCUGGCGAGAGGUGCCGAUGCAAGUGCGACCAAUGCGAGCGGUUCCACGUGUUUACACGUUGCCACGUCAUAUUUUACACUGAUGGAAGAGUUCCUCAAAAUGGGAUUGGAUGUGAAUGCGGCGGAUAUUAAUGGCAAUACGCCGCUGAUCAUCGCGUCUGAAGAGCGUCGCGCUACAUUAAUGAACCUAUUGAUCGCGAAUGGGGCGGACCCCCUCGCCGAAAACAACGAGGGGUAUACAGCGCUUCACCACGCCGCGCAAUUCGGUUUAACUGACUCGAUUGUCGAUUUGCUGAACCGGGGGGCUGACAUCAACAAAAUAACCCGCGCGGGUGAGACUCCAUUGUUAUUGCACAUUCGCGACUGGCAACUGGAGACUAUCACGACGAGAUUGCUACUGUCGCGGGGCGCCGACGUGAACGUAGCCGACUUGGAAACCGGUGACUCUCUGCUACAUUCCGCUACGGAUAAGUGCCAGACUGGAGUGGUACACGUACUGUUGAAUUAUUCGGUGGACCUCCAAGCGCGAAAUAACGACGGGGACACCGCGCUGCAUCUCGCCAUUAGACGCGAGCAUUUCGAGGUUACAAAGCUUUUGCUUGUGAAAGGAGCGGAUGCUAAUGGCCGGAAUAACGGCGGGGAUACUUGCCUGCAUAGCGCUGUAUCUACUGAGAGCUGCGAGAUGGUUAUGGCUUUGCUCCAACAUGGAGCCACGACUGAGGCGAUCGAUGGUGGUGGGGAAACUCCCGUUAGCAAAGCGCAAAGGCUGGGAUAUUCCGCUAUUGUGAACCUGUUACUGAAAAAAGGUGAAAAGAGGAACGUAAGCCUUCUGUCGGCUGUUACCAAUGAUGAAAUGUACACGGUUAGGAAACUUAUCGAGGAAGGUGUUGAUAUCAACAUGCGAGACGAGAAAGGCAAUUCACCGCUUCUGGUCGCGCUCAACUCCCGCUAUCUGACCAUUGCUGAUUUUCUUCUGUCGAAAGGGGCUGAUGUUUCCGCGUGUAACAACGACGGGUAUACUGCUUUACAUUACGCAGCCGAACUUGGAGAUAUACAAAUUGUCCGGGAAGUUCUCAGAAGAGGCUGUGAUAUCGAUGCCGUUAACAGUAAUGGUGAUUCGGCUCUGUUGCGGGCUAUGUUCGGGUGUUAUUAUUUUCAUAUCGCGCAUCUACUUCUCGAACGCAACGCGAAGGUCGAGUUACCUCCUCACCAUUGGAAAGGAUCGUAUCUUCACAUAGCUUGCGAGAAUGGCUCCGAAGACCUUGUUGCGCGGCUACUCAACGCAGGUGCCGACGUUGACAAGUUCGGUCAUAUCGGAAUGACGCCAUUGAUGCAAGCGAUCACGAGUCGUCACCGGCGUAUCGCUCUAAAUCUGAUCGAACGCGGCGUCGAUCUGAACGUGAUUAGCGAGUUCUCAGACACCGCUCUUUCGUUGGCCGUCAUUCGCCAACAUUGUGACGUCAUCGACCUACUAAUAGAGAAAGGAGUGCCGAUAGAUUACUGGGACGACAGCAACGGUUCCUUAUUGAGAACCGCGAUCGCCAACGAAAAACGGGGGGCCGUUAAACUGCUACUCUCCCGCGGGUGUAACGUUCACCUGGGAAACGCAUCGGCAGGGUAUCCAUUGCACGCCGCGGCAGCUGUCGACUACACCGAUUUUGUCUCGACUAUCUUAGAUAACGGCUUCGAUGUCGACAAGAAAACCGCCGAAGGAAACGCACUCUUCAUUGCAGCCGAUAAAGACAACUACUCUACCGCAAUCACUUUGAUUUCAAACGGCGCUUCCUUAGAUACCUACAGUAACAACUUCUCAUCAAUGCUCUGCCUCGCAGCCAAAAACGGAUGGGAAGAAAUGGUCGAAGAUCUCAUAAAAAACGGCGCAGACAUUCAUCACAAAAACCAAGAUAACGAGACGCCUCUUCAUUUCGCGCUACGCGAACCAAGGGUUAACGUCGUGAAAUUGCUGUUCAAGGCGAUACUCGCGCACGACCCCAAGGACGGCGAACUGAACUACCUUCACCUGGCGGCGGAAUUCGGCGACAACCAAAUCGUGUCCGAACUCCUGAAGAAGGGUUUCGAGAUCAAUAAGCGGAACGACUACGGUGAAACUCCCCUACUGCUUGCGUUUCAUUACGGCAAAUGGAGCACCGCCAAGCUUUUGCUCGCGAAUGGAGCGGAUCGUAACGUCGUCAGUUACGGAGUAUCCCUACCCUGUUUUCACGCCUUCGUCUGUUUCGGCUGGGACGAUAUGGUACUGAGUAUGUUGGAGGAGGGCUUCGACGUCAACGCCAAAUCACACCAGGGUUUAACCCCCUUGCACGUUGCCACCCAAAACAAAAACCUUUCCACCAUCGCGCUGUUACUAUCACAUGGAGCUGAUCCGACCGCCUGCGACGAAACUCCACUGGGCCACUGCAUCGGAAAUCACUGCAAGCGAACCCUCAAAGCCUUCCUGGAGAAAAUCGACGCGAGUAAAAGCCAAAAGUGCGUGAAUUACGCCGCGUUUGUAGCUGUCGAUUAUAACUACUCGGACCUGCUGGAGGUCCUCAUCGACUUUGGUGUUGACAACUACGAAACCCCUUACGCAGACAGCACGCUUUCGAACGCCGUAAAGGAGGGCUAUCACAGUCUCGUGCGGCAUUUGCUGGACAGAAAUGGAAACGUUAACGAUCUGAACUCGUCAGGCGAAAGUCUCGUAAUGGUCGCCGCGAAAUCUGACGACGUUGCCAUGGUGAAGUUGCUCCUGGAGCGAGGCGCCGAUGUCACUGUGUCCAAUUAUGAAGGGAACACGUGUCUUCAUUUCGCCGCCUGCGGAAACGAAGAAAUGUUGACGCUAUUCCUGGACGGUGGCGACCUGGAGGCGAAGAACCUAUCAGGAUUGACGCCUUUAAUGUUCGCACUGAAGUUGUCGUGCACGGAUUUGGCUCGGCUGUUGAUUUCAUCGGGUGCCGAUAUACACACCGAAGACUUCAUGGGCAACACUUGCUUGCACAAUGCCGCCUGGGCUGGAGACGAUGAAAUGGUCGAGUUUCUUUUGGAAAACGGACUCGAUAUGCACCGAAGGAAUGCGGAAGGUGACGAUUGCUUAGACAUGGCCAUCAACAACGGCUCUCUAAGCGCUGCGAAAGUGUUGAUCGCCCACGGGGCGGACCCUAACCAGGCGAACCGCUACGGCGAGACUUGCCUGCUAAAAGCCAUCGAGACGGACAGCGAAAUCGUCGCCGAAUUUCUCGCGAGAGAUGUCGACGUUAACUGCCAGGGAAACGACGGUCACACCCCUUUCACCCAGGCGCUAGCAUUUGGCAAUACAGACCACGCGAAACUGUUACUGGCGAAAAACGCCGACGUUAGCAUACGAAACCGUCAUGGCUCUAACUUGCACUACGCCAUUUCGCUAGGUGUCGAUGUCGUCGACGCGUUACUUGAUCUCGGCGUGAACGAGCAGGAUGACCAGGGAUACACCCCGCUGCUUCUCGCCGUUCAAAACGGCGCGCUCGAGACUGCCAAACUCCUCCUGGAGAAAGGCGCAGAUGUACGCAUCAAAGACAACCGGGACAAUACCUGCCUGCAUUUCGCGACCGAUCACUCCGAUGUAGAGCUUCUGCAAAUGUUCCUCGGGAAAGGCAUCGACAUAAACUGCAGCAACGGACUCUGCGAGACCCCUCUGCUCAGGGCGCUGAAAGGAGAUCAAUUAGAACACGCCAAAAUACUACUCGCUGAAGGUGCCGAUUGUAGCGUCGUCGACGGUGAGAACGGCUCCUGUCUGGUGUACUGCGCCCAGUUCGGCUUCGACGAACUGCUCGCCGAUUUCAUCUCGAAAGGGCAAGAUGUUAACCAAGCACACUCCGACGGCACUCCGCUUCAGAUGGCCUUCAAGGGAAACCACGCAGGUGCCGUAAAAUUGCUGCUGGCAAAUGGCGCGGACAUCCAUUCCUGCAUUUCCCCUGACGAAACCUGGAUAGACCAUGUCAUCGCACUUGAAGACGUUGAAAUAGCGCGAAUGAUACUCGCACAAGGAAUCGACAUAAACACCCGAUUAUCACGAGCCGAUCCCUUACUCGUUACAGCCCUGAAAAAGAAGUGUAGGGCGAUGGUCGAUUUUCUAAUCGCAACAGGGGCAAGUGCUCGCUCGGUCAGCUACGCCACGGGAGAUUCCUGUUUGCACUACGCGGCACGUGCAGGUUACGAGGACAUCGUGGGCGAUCUCCUGGAUCAAGGUCUCGACAUCGACCGCGAAAAUAACCAGCGCGAGACGCCGCUACGCGUCGCUUUAGUCGAUGGCAAUUGCGCUGUGGCAAAGUUGCUGCUGUCACACGGCGCCUCGGUCGACCAUGGCAACUUUCGAGACUCCUACCUCCACCACGCGGCCAAGCUGGAUGACGACUCUCUGGUUCUCGACCUGAUAACUAAGGGAUGCGAGUUAAACGCGCGCAACGCCGACGGCCAUGCGCCGCUAUCUGUCGCGGUGUUGGCCAACAACGUCGCCAUGGUAAAUCUACUUCUUGGGCAGGGAGCCGAUUUCGCCGUGAGAGAUAAGGCGGAUCGUAAUUUAUUGUACGCCGCGAAGAGUGUCGAUGCCAAAGAACUUGUAGAUAAGUUUGUUAGUCUCGGACUUGCAGAUGAGGAGUUUCAGGAAUCUGGGUAUCAAAAAGACGCUUCUAAAAUAGUGCCACCUGCACUCGAAGAUAUACAUUUUGAAAAAUGCGGAUCUUGUGCAGAAUUAGAUUCUGAAUCACGAGGGCGCGAUGGUCACAAGGAUUGCAAAUAGCCAGAAAAAAAUAAUUUGUACAAAAUUUCGCACUUUAGAAAUUUUAUGAUUACUUCGCAUUUCUGAAGUUAUUUAUGAAUAUUUUUGAAGAAUUUGUGUACCAUUCGAAAGUUCAUUAUAUUUGCCGUCUCACAGAACAAAAAGAAAGUUAAUGUUGCCUUUAACAACCACUCUGGAAACUGUUAAAGCUGUAUAUGCGCGAGAAGUGUAAUAAAAACUUCAGUCGGGAGG
Molecule: messenger RNA, 9036 nt
Organism: Photinus pyralis (common eastern firefly)
Lineage: Eukaryota; Metazoa; Arthropoda; Insecta; Coleoptera; Lampyridae
Exons: 2
Coding region: 1-8805 (2934 amino acids)
Molecular function (GO): protein binding
Source: RefSeq, a predicted model, not a curated record